UUACUUCAAGAUGGUCUGAUUUAAUUUGAUUAUCAAGAACCUGUUAAAGAUGGGUAGCUUAACCCGGUACUUGUAACAGAAGCAAUGGAUUUGUAUGACGUCAUCGUAGUGGGGGCUGGUAUUGAGGGUUCCUCGACAGCAUACCAUUUGGCAAAACAUGGGAAGAAAACGCUGUUGUUGGAACAGUUUCCACUGCCUCACUCGCGUGGGAGUUCCCACGGUCAGAGUAGGAUCACGAGGAAGGCGUACGGGGAGAUGGAACAUUACACGUUGAUGAUGAAGGAGUCGUACAAUCUCUGGGAAACUCUAGAGAAGGAGUCGGGGCGAAAGAUUUUCAAGCAAACGGGGAUGUUGACAAUGGGGUCAGCAGACGACAGGUUUACCAUGGGAACGAUCCGAUGUCUGCAACGUCAUGAUAUCCCACACACCGUACUGGACUACAAUCAAAUGAAGAAAGCGUAUCCUAUGGUUGAAUUUCCAAAAGAUUUUACGUUUGUAGUCGAUAAGAGUGGAGGUAUUUUAAUGGCGGACAAGGCCCUGAUGGCGUGCCACGACAUGUUCCGUCGUUACGGCGGGACAAUCAGAGAUGGGGAGGAAGUGUUGGAGGUAAUUCCGGGAGAUAGGGUGGAGUUACGGACCGCUACCAAUAGAUACAGGGCAGGAUCGGUAGUCCUGGCAGUAGGAGCGUGGGCAACAAAACUGUUACCCAAACUUCAAGUUCACCUGCCAAUAAAGGUCAUGAGGAUUAAUGUCCUCUACUGGAAGGAGAAGGUCAGUGGUAGAUACGGUCCUGACAAGUUCCCUGUGUUUCUACAAGAGAAUGCUUAUAGUGGGUUU
Molecule: messenger RNA, 837 nt
Organism: Saccostrea cuccullata (small rock oyster)
Lineage: Eukaryota; Metazoa; Mollusca; Bivalvia; Ostreida; Ostreidae
Product: peroxisomal sarcosine oxidase-like
Exons: 6
Cellular component (GO): peroxisome
Molecular function (GO): L-pipecolate oxidase activity; sarcosine oxidase activity; flavin adenine dinucleotide binding
Source: RefSeq, a predicted model, not a curated record